This is a messenger RNA of Benincasa hispida (wax gourd), 1887 nucleotides long. RefSeq names its product Core-2/I-branching beta-1,6-N-acetylglucosaminyltransferase family protein. The record is from RefSeq and is a predicted model, not a curated record. Gene Ontology annotation, molecular function: glucuronosyltransferase activity. Gene Ontology annotation, cellular component: membrane. NCBI's taxonomy places the organism in Eukaryota, Viridiplantae, Streptophyta, Magnoliopsida, Cucurbitales, Cucurbitaceae.
AUUUCUUACCAACCAAUUCUGCCACUGACCAGCGCACCGACAGCUCACUUUCACCUGCCCAGCUCUUUUUCAAGCAUCAAAAUCUUCGAUCACGCCCGUAAAUCCAUAAAAAACCACGGCAAUUUUCAUAUAAUCAGGAUUCAAGUUCAACAAUUCGUUUCAGCUUCUUCCGAGUUGGUAACUUCAGAUCGAGGUUUUGGGUUUUAGCUCCUAGCAAGUAGCAACCCAUUUGCGUCAGUUCAUCUUCAUAAAUUGCAUUCCUAUUUGAAGUUGGGAGGUUCAAAUGAAGAAGAAUCACAUUCCCUACUAUCCAGAUCGGAAAUGGCUGAUGCCAUUGGGGUUAUUUUGUUUGCUCUUUCUGAUAUUCCUUCUAAUUGUCACUUCCGAGUAUCCUAAAUCUACUUCCGACGCUGAUUUUUCUCAUAGCGCAACGAGAUUCGUACUAGAACCCAAUGGGAAUGAAAUGCUAGGGCUAGGGCUUCCGCCAUUGCCGAGAUUUGCGUAUUUGAUAUCAGGAACCAAGGGAGAUGGUGGAUCGAUGAGGCGGCUUCUUCAGGCGGCAUAUCACCCGAGGAACUAUUAUCUGCUACAUCUCGAUCUUGAAGCUUCAGACUCCGAGAGACUCGAACUUGCGAAAUAUGUGAAAUCGGAGAGUGUAUUUAGAGAGUUCAGGAAUGUGAUGGUUGUGGGAAAGGCCAAUUUGAUCACUGAUAAAGGUCCAACUAUGAUUGCUUCUACUCUUCAGGCGGUUGCCAUAUUACUGAAGCGUGCUAAGGAUUGGGAUUGGUUCAUUAAUCUCAGCGCCUCUGAUUAUCCUCUGCUCCCGCAAGACGAUCUUUUGCAUGUAUUCUCCUUCUUGCCAAGGGAUUUGAACUUUGUUGAGCACUCAAGUAAUCUUGGUUGGAAAGAGGACUUGGGAGCAAAGACUAUAAUAAUAGAUCCUGCCUUGUAUCAUACAAAGAAAUCUGGAGUGUUUUGGGCAAAAGAGAGAAGGUCGAUACCAUCAUCAUUCAAGUUGUUUACUGGAUCUUCAUGGGUGGUUCUCACAAAACCAUUUUUGGAAUUCUGCAUAUGGGGAUGGGACAAUCUCCCUCGCACUCUCCUCAUGUACUACACCAAUUUCUUAUCUUCUCCAGAGGGUUACUUCCACACCAUCAUCUGCAACCACAAGGACUACCAAAACACUACUGUAAACCAAGAUUUGCAUUAUAUGAAGUGGGACAAUCCUCCAAACCAACACCCGAUUAAUCUAACAUCUGAACAUUUCAUUGACAUGGUCCAAAGCGGUCUCCCUUUUGCUCGAAGUUUUGCUGAGAGUAGUUCAGUACUUAACAGAAUAGACGAGGAACUUUUAAAGAGGUCAAAGGGACAGUUCACACCGGGUGGCUGGUGCGUGAAGAACUCGGCCUCGGAGAAGGGUUCUUGUGUGGCGUAUGGCAGUCCCCAUGCUGUUAAACCAACCAGCAGCUCAAAGAGGCUGGAAAAGCUUCUGAUGAAGCUUCUUGAUCAUGAGAACUUCAGACCCAGACAAUGUAGAUAAUCUGGCAAAGGUAUAAAUCUUCCCACUGUAUGAAUUCUUUAGUUUUGAUCCCAUUUGUUUCGUCCUGAGCCAUAGCUUAAUAGGGCAGAACGCUUCCUCUGUACAGAAAAGCAUGAAUUGAAAUUAUACCAUAGAAUGCUAAGCGUUUUAUAUUUAUAUCAUUCUCAUUGAUAAAUGAUAUGAUCCAAAAUAUUUUGGGACUUUCUUGUUUGGUUCAGAUUAAAUUUAUUGUCUUAGAUUCAUGUAUUUUUUGUUUGAUAGAUCUAUUUCUAGAAACAAUAUUUGAAUUGUAUAUGAACGAUGUAAUCUAAAAAGUGAAGUUUAAUUAGAUUCUAAACUUGCUCAGA